AUGGAUAACCCCGCGCAGGGGUUGAACCCGGAGAUGGCUCCAAUCACUGGGCCCCAUAAAGGGGCUUCAGGGGCGGGUUCUUCGACCUCGCCCGACUGGGAGGAACCUAUGGAGGGCCAGUACAGGGCUGAGGCCGCCUCCAAGAAGAGGCCCCAUGAGGGAAACCGGGUCCUGGAUUAUGAGACUCACGUUGGGAGCGGGCCUAAAGUUAGCACCUCGCUGAGGGGUAGGGCCAAGGCCAUGGCGAAGAAAGCCUCCAUAGGCCACUUUACCGGCCUGGCAGCAGCCAAGGCCAGACUGAAGGCCUAUAAGGAGGACUUGCUCUUGGAGGUGCUGGACAGCCAGGAGGGAAAGGGAAAGGGAGUGGUCCCCCCGGGAGUGGUCCCCCCUUUACUCCUGAGAAGGUCCCAGGGGGACAACAAAAAGAAGGGGGAUAAGGAGCCGUGGAUGGUGAGCCCGUCCCCUUCUCCAAGUCAAGAAAUGACAGAAUGCAGCCCGCCCCUAUACACAGGGACGGACUACAUAGAAAUAGUGCGGGAGGCGACCCAUAUUAUCCUAGAGGCUGCCGGAAAAUCCGGCAACCUAAAUGGACAAGUCUGGGGCAAACUGAACCAGGCCUGCCGGGACAUCCUGGCGGCGACUGACGUCCUGGCGGAUAGAGUAGAGGACGAGGAGUUGCGGGCCUUGAAGGAGGAUAAUAACCGAAUGCGGGAGCAACUGGCCCAAUGUCAGUCCGAGAUGAAGGCCCUUCGUAGAGCCUUCUCUGAGAGGACGAUCCAGCCCUCACAGGCCCCGACGGCCCAAUGCGACCAGGCGACGGGCUUUUCUGAGGCCCUCAAAGAGGCCCUCAAGGAAUUAAAGGAGGACCUGAAGCGGGACCUUACAAUUACCAUGGGAAACAUGAUCUCGGCCCGCACGGGCCAUUUCCCUGAGCCGGUCCCCCGCCCUCCUCUCGCUGCGGACAGGAAUAAGACGAUUGCGAACCAGCCGGAACCUCUCUCUGGGGCGCCGCCCUCAAGGGCAGUGACAGGUGCGCCGCCCAUAAGGCAGCCUAAGGCCCCUGUGGCCCAGCCUUCGGCACCAGCGACCAAGAAGAGGGCUAACUCUGCUCCUAGGCAGAAGACGGUGAAGGAGCCUAGUGCCUCUCCACCCUCGCAGCCGGCAACAAAAACGCAGGAGCCUGCUGAGUCUUGGACGCAGGUUGUCAGGAAGGGCAAUGGCAAAUCCGCCAAGCCCCCUUCCCCCCCUGCCGCCCCGGCUCGGAAACCGGCACCAGCAGGCCCACGGAAGCUGGUUGUGCCCGCCACGGCCGCGAUUGUGAUGGCCUUGAAGCCGGAGUCUGAGGCGACAUACGCCUCAAUUUUGUAUAAGGUCACCAAAUCGGUGAAGCUUGCUGAUGUGGGUGUAGAGCACGUCAAGGUCCGCAAAACAGCUGCUGGGGCCAGGAUACUUGAGGUGUCCGGGUCCGACAAUGGUAGGGCGGCUGACGAACUCUGCCGAAAAAUGACGGAGGUGAUCGGAGAGGAAGCCCGAGUAUACAGGCCCACCAAAAUGGCGGACUUACGCAUUUCGGGCCUAGAUGAGGCAGCCUCUCAGGAAGCGAUCGCGGGAGCGAUCGCUAAACUGGGAGAGUGCUCAAUAAAUGAGGUUAAGGUGGGAUCGAUUAGGGCCCAAUAUAAUGGGACAACGUCGACUCUGGCACAGUGCCCUAUAACGGCAGCCAAGAGGGUCACCGCAGCGGGUCGACUUCAAAUAGGAUGGUCCUCGGCUCUGGUAGUGGCGCUGGACCCAACACCGAUGAGGUGCUUCAGGUGCAUGGGCACGGGGCACACCAGAGCACUAUGCCCGUCGCCAGUAGACAGGAGCGGGCUCUGCUUCCGGUGUAGCAGGCCGGACCACAAGAGGGUGGACUGCAAGGCGGAGACUGCCUUCUGCUCGGUAUGUCAUGCGGCCAAACGCCCAGCGGGACACAUAAUGGGUGGCUUUUCCUGUACGCCCCCACCAGCAAAAGGCAAAGAGGCUCUUCCGAAGACCCAAAGAGCCCCUCCAGUGAGUAACAUCGACCAACGGGCCUGUGAGGGACAAAAUAUGGAUAUUUAG
This is a messenger RNA of Cydia amplana, 2100 nucleotides long. RefSeq lists its product as uncharacterized. NCBI's taxonomy places the organism in Eukaryota, Metazoa, Arthropoda, Insecta, Lepidoptera, Tortricidae. Bases 1 to 2100 code for a protein of 699 amino acids. The record is from RefSeq and is a predicted model, not a curated record. Gene Ontology annotation, molecular function: nucleic acid binding; zinc ion binding. The transcript has a single exon.